This is a messenger RNA of Zophobas morio, 897 nucleotides long. RefSeq names its product RE1-silencing transcription factor B-like. NCBI's taxonomy places the organism in Eukaryota, Metazoa, Arthropoda, Insecta, Coleoptera, Tenebrionidae. The transcript has a single exon. Gene Ontology annotation, biological process: regulation of transcription by RNA polymerase II. Gene Ontology annotation, molecular function: DNA-binding transcription factor activity, RNA polymerase II-specific; RNA polymerase II transcription regulatory region sequence-specific DNA binding. The record is from RefSeq and is a predicted model, not a curated record. The coding region runs from base 1 to 897 and encodes 298 amino acids.
AUGAGCAUAUUGUUUGAGUUUUUGAGCACCGAAUUACGCGAGUUGGAUUGCAGUCGUACUAAUCAAGCUCCGACAGACGUAUAUUUAUGGAACACACACUGCGUCCACGAAAGCCCAUUUUACCAUUGUACAAGCCUCGAUUUAAAAUUGCGUUGUACAGAGUGCUCCUUCGAAACCGAUUCCGUCGUCCAACUUCGUCUCCAUUCCCAAAACAAACCACUCAAUGAACACUUGAACAAAUGCAGGAAGUGCUCUUUCACCACCUACUCGAAACUCAUGUAUCUCAAACACACGUUGCGUCACAUCGGUAAAAAGACGCCAAAACUCUUCAGCUGUGAUCACUGCACCUACAAAACCAAAUACAGAAAAGCGUUCAACGUUCACCAAAUUCGCAGACACACACCUCUGGAGAAAAUCUCAUGGUUCUACUGUGACCAGUGUUCUUACCGAGGCAAAGUUAAGAAAGACGUUACCAUCCAUCGCCUCUUCAAGCAUACAGAUCCUGAAGAAAUUUCGUGGUUUUAUUGCGAGUUGUGUUCAUAUCGGGGUAAAACGAAGCACUCAGUGAAGCAGCACCACCAAACAAAGCAUUCUUCAGUUAAGAAUGUGACUUGGUUCACGUGCCAGUUGUGCGAGUAUGGGGGGCAGACUAAGUAUCAAGUCGAACAACAUAUGCUGCGAAGACACAAAUGUUUGGAUAAUGCUUCCUGGAUUUAUUGUGGGUAUUGUCCGCAUCGGACGUUGACCACAGGCGAGAUGAAGCUGCACCAGUUGAAGCAUCAGAAACCAGAGGAGGUGAAGUGGUUUCAAUGUGAACGCUGUGUUUUUCGUACUAAGUGGAAGUCAAACUUGAGGAUGCAUAAAGUAAGAAUACAUCAAGUGGAAGGGACACAGUGA